AUGGAAACAAUGAAUGAGUUGAUCCCAUUUGCCAAAGAGAUACUGAGCCAGAAGCCCAACAAGAAGAUGGUGAAAAUGUAUGUGUUGGGCAGCGUGCUGGCCUUUUUUGGCGUAGUGAUUGGAUUGGUGGAGACCGUGUGCAGUCCAUUCACAAGGAGAGAGGACACAGACUUUGAUGAAAUCAAGCAUUCCGCAUCUCUGCCAGCUCCUUCACAGCCACAAAAAAAAGAAGAGGUGCUACUGGAGAAGACCAACCCCCAGGAAGUGAGGGGGAGAAGUGUGGCUCAUAGGGGCCAUGCAUCAUAA
This is a messenger RNA of Staurois parvus, 306 nucleotides long. The record is from the annotation of a GenBank genome assembly. Lineage: Eukaryota; Metazoa; Chordata; Amphibia; Anura; Ranidae.